UUCAAAGUUCGCACGCUCGCAACAAACCUCCCAGCCCCAAACUCGUUCCUUGACCCUCUGGUUGUGCAAAGCGUGGCGCAGGGUCCCCGUAACUUACGGGCCGUAAUAGGCAUGAGCCGUGUGCCUCUACCAUGGCGGCCAUGAUGGCCGGGUCCACCCGACGGAAUGGACGGGAACUCAGCUGGCACCAAUCUCGAUCGCAGUCCACUUUCGCGCUCGCCGCCUACUGCGCACUCUGUUGCACAGUCCCUCUCCAGCAUCUGUCAUUUCUGUCACUGACAACGAGAGCAAAGCUCGGAAACGAUGAAAGUACUCGCUCUAUUACAAGCUGCUGUAGUAACAGUAGCAGCUCGACGUGUUGCAGCAUCGAACGCUGACCCCGACGUCGGUGAAGGCUACAAUUUCCUGCAAGACACUGUCGGCGGUGCCACCGAGAAGUUGAUCGGAACGCUUGCCCCCAACGCUCCAGCUGAAACUACCACUUCUCAACAAGGCUCGACCAGUGGCGGGUUCUUCGCACCGUUCGGCACCGACGGGCCAUCCGAGGAACUCUUCGAACGCAAUGGUAGCCUUGAGAAAAUCGUGCCGAUCAUCAACGUUGCUGAGGAAGCGCUCAAUCAGCCCAUUCCUACCAACGACUGGUGGGGCAAUCUCAUUCACGUCACGGAUCUCAAAAACGUGUCCAACUACGCCGCCUGGUCCAACCCGUACGCGGUGAAGCUGCCGCGUGAGGCACCGUACGGACUGCAGACCUGCUACUCGUACACGUACCGGGAGAUUGGGUCGGAGGUCAACGGUACUGUCAAGUACUACAACCACUCGUACCACAACGACCUGACGCUGUCGUCGGAGGAAUUCUUUUCAUACGAGCCGACGUAUGAGGUCUACGAAUGGGACGAAGGAGGUGCUAAGCUGCGUACGUGUGACGAGACUACUGGUAAAUGCAUGGAUUCAGCGCUGGUCAGUGGCAUGGCCUUCGUGUCGGCUAAAUAUGACGGACUCACGCCUCGUAUUGAUACCGAGCACAACAUCACGUACGUGGACGACUCGGCGCCGGGCAAGUUUGUUAUCCACCUGAACAACAGCCAAACGUGGGUACUGUACGCCAGUGACAAGAGCCUUUCACUCCGUGUGGAGGAGUCGGUGGUGUUCUCUGUGAACGCUUCUGGUUCGUCGUUGGUAGCGGACAAGGGGUACUCUGGCACAAUUCGAGUGGCCCUGCUGCCAGAAGACGCGACUGAUGAUACCGUUUACGAUGAAUACGCGGCGUGUAUGGUACUCGGUGGUAGUGUGUCGAUGGAAUCGCGCACGGGUUACACGUUGCAUUGGGACGUGGAGGGCAGUUCGUGUGAGUCGGUGGGCCUGUUGCACUUCGCACUGCCGCACCAGAUCGAGUCGAUGACUGGGUCUCCUACCAAAACGACGAGUCCUGGGGCGAUAAUGAUGCGCUCGGCUACGCGUGGUCUUAUGGUAGGUCAAGUGACGACGAAUCCGACGUGGUCGUUCGUGGAGCCCGAAGCUGACUUCGAGGUGGACUUCUACCCUGCUCGCAAGCCGUCACCGUGGAUUGUUCUGGAGACGGACAUGCUGCGUACGCUACAAAAGGAUAUCAUGGGCAACUGGUCCGACUGGGACGCCGAUAGCUGGUACUACAACGGUAAAUACUUCCAGAAGUAUGCGUCGCUGUGUCUGAUGGCGGCGGACAGCUCGGUGGUGGGUCCAGACACGCUACUCCUGUCGUACUGUCUGGAAAAACUGGAGAAGAUGAUUGAGCCGGUACUCAACAACUCACUGUCGCCGCCGCUCAUGUACGACACGCUGUAUCGUGGAAUCAUCUCGAGCUCGAUCUUCAAGACGGGCAGUAUCUACACCGAGUUCGGCAACGGUAUGUACAAUGACCACCACUACCACUACGGCUACUUCAUCACGGCGUCGGCUAUGCUGAAGCACCUGGACCCAAACUGGUCUCGCAUGCCGGAGCUGGAGCGGAUUAUCUGGACGAUGCUUCGUGACGUGGUAAACCCAAGCGCGGAAGAUAAGUACUUCCCUCGUUUCCGUCAUUUUUCAUGGUACUUGGGUCACUCAUACUCUCACGGUGUGACAUCGAUCGAUAAUGGCAAGGAUGAGGAGAGUACUUCAGAGGAUAUCAAUUUCUUUUACGGUAUGACGUUGUGGGGCCGCGUGACGGGUAAAAAGGCUGUGGAAGAUCUCGGAAGUCUGAUGCUUCGUCUGGAUGCGCACGCUAUUCGCACAUACUUCUUACUGAAGUCGGACAACACGAUUCAUCCGCCUGAGAUUGUCCGUAACCACGUCACGGGCAUCUUCUUCGACAACAAAGUGUACUACAACACUUGGUUUUUGGAUGAGAAGUACGCCAUUCAUGGUAUCCAGAUGAUUCCAGUGUCUCCGAUUAACGAGUUGGCCCGUACCUCGACGUUCGUGGAGCAGGAAUGGAAUGACAUCCUUUCAAAGGAGCCGAUUGUGGUCGAGGUGAACACCACCAUUACCUGGCUCUCGCUCCUCCUAGUAAACGCAGCAACGGUGAACCCGAUGGAGUCGUUGCGCAACCUCAAGAACGCAACGAUGGAUGACGGUCUAUCGCGGUCGUGGGCGCUCUACAACGCUGCCACUCGUUGCCGAGACGAUGUCCACGUCAACACGACUGCUGCCGCUCAAUUGACUGUCAAGGUGUAAUAGUGAGGCUGAAUCUGUUGAUACGUUUGGUGAGAAUCAGAGAGUGCAAUGGAACGCUCCUUCACGACGGCCACAAGGGUAGCUACGAAAUGAUUCCACUGAACUUUGAAUGAGAAGUUGAAAAUUUCUCAAUUAAUGAUCUUGGCUGGAGUUGUUGUCUCCGAUGAAAAAAAUGCACACUGCUGCCAGCGAUGGCUCUCAAUACUUCGGGUAGAACUGACCGCACCGAGAUGCCCGGGCGAUACCAACGCAAAACCUUAGUCAUCGUGCGAAGAGCAUGUUCUAGGUCGUAGCAAAAGUUCUCUCAAGGUGAGAACUCUGGUAUUUAUCGUUGGCGCAACACACCUUUCCGAAGAGCCGUUUGAACAUUGCCUUGGUCUCGGUCGUGGCUUUGUUGAGCUGCCAUGACCACACGAAAACCAAUCAUAUGAAUUCACUACUGUAUUUGCUCUUUCCACUUGCAAAGGCUGAACUCCUGCCUGAAGCGGGCAGCGUCACGACACCACGAUGAAAUCAUGAAAAACCAAAACCCAUUCGUGAGAGAAGCAUUUUUGUGUGCCAGCAAACUUUUUGUGAAGUACUACUUAAGUACGUAGUAG
Phytophthora nicotianae INRA-310 is the source of this 3293-nucleotide messenger RNA. RefSeq lists its product as hypothetical. Gene Ontology annotation, molecular function: endo-1,3(4)-beta-glucanase activity. The transcript has a single exon. The record is from RefSeq and is a predicted model, not a curated record. NCBI's taxonomy places the organism in Eukaryota, Oomycota, Peronosporomycetes, Peronosporales, Peronosporaceae. The coding region runs from base 304 to 2694 and encodes 796 amino acids.